Messenger RNA from Anolis sagrei ordinatus, 3927 nucleotides. It is a transcript of the gene ULK1, whose product is annotated as unc-51 like autophagy activating kinase 1. Gene Ontology annotation, cellular component: phagophore assembly site; autophagosome; cytosol. Gene Ontology annotation, molecular function: protein serine/threonine kinase activity; ATP binding. The record is from RefSeq and is a predicted model, not a curated record. NCBI's taxonomy places the organism in Eukaryota, Metazoa, Chordata, Lepidosauria, Squamata, Anolidae. Gene Ontology annotation, biological process: axon extension; protein autophosphorylation; autophagy of mitochondrion.
GCCUGCGCGUUCCAGCGCCGGAGAGGACUACAUAAAGAAAGCCAAAAGCGUUGCGGGAGCCAUAGAGGAAGCGAAGGCAGCCAGCUGCGGUGGGAGUUGUGUUGUGCGCGAGCCCCUCUCCCCCCAGAAGCCUUCAACCGCGGCCUUCUCUCUGAGGCGUGCGUUUGGAGGAGACAAAAAAAGGCGGCGAAGGUGUUUGUUUUGGAAAGCGUCUUAAGGUGGAUUUCCUUGGCCUCCUGUUUGCUUUUAAGGUGGACUGGGCCGCGGAAGCCUUGCCGCCUCAACCGCGUUUGUUUGGCCUUCGGAGAAGACGUUUCCGACGCGGCCCGGGCCUCGCAAAGGGAGGGAGCGCCUGGCCUAGGACGGCAUCAUGAGGAAAGUUCGGUAGGCGAGCCUCGCGCGCCCCGGCCCUCGCGCCCCGUCACAAUGACUCCAUCCCGGCCUUUUCCCAAAGCGAGACCGCCGGCGGCGACGGACAAGCAGAGCUUUAGCUGCCGAGAGCUGCACCCGAGAGAAGCCUUCCUGCUCGCCCUGGGCUUUUCGAACACCUGUUUGCUUGUCUUGUUGCCCUGUAGCUCUUCAUCUUUUUUCUGAAGGGAGACUUUUGGAGGCCUUGGGCUUCUGCCUCCGCCUCCCCUCCCCCAUCCAUCGAUUGGCGUUUGAUUUUGGUUUGUUUUUCUCGACAUGGAAACGGUUGGGAAAUUUGAGUUCAGCAGGAAAGACUUGAUCGGCCAUGGAGCCUUUGCUGUCGUCUUCAAAGGGAGGCACAAAGAGAAGCCUGAAAUGGAGGUAGCAAUUAAAUGCAUUAACAAGAAGAACCUGGCAAAGUCACAGACUCUUUUGGGAAAAGAAAUCAAGAUACUCAAGGAGCUGAAACAUGAGAACAUAGUCGCCUUGUAUGACUUCCAGGAGCUGGCCAACUCGGUUUACUUGGUGAUGGAGUACUGCAAUGGUGGGGAUCUGGCAGAUUACUUGCACAGUAUGAGGGCACUUAGUGAAGAUACGAUCCGGCUCUUUCUUCAGCAAAUUGCUGGGGCCAUGAAGGUUCUGCACAGCAAAGGGAUAAUCCAUCGGGAUCUGAAGCCUCAAAAUAUCCUCCUUUCUUUUGUGGAGGGCAAGAAAUCAAACCCUAACAACAUUCGCAUAAAGAUUGCUGAUUUCGGAUUUGCACGAUACCUGCAGAACAAUAUGAUGGCAGCAACUCUCUGUGGCUCCCCCAUGUACAUGGCCCCAGAAGUUAUUAUGUCCCAACACUAUGAUGCCAAAGCUGACCUGUGGAGUAUUGGCACUAUCAUUUACCAGUGUCUGACUGGAAAAGCUCCAUUCCAGGCAAGCAGUCCUCAAGAUCUUCGACUUUUCUAUGAGAAAAACAAGGUGCUCACACCCAACAUACCAAGAGAGACAUCAUCCCAUUUAAGGCACCUGCUGCUGGGACUCUUGCGACGAAACUCCAAGGACCGAAUGGAUUUUGAUACAUUUUUCCAUCACCCUUUCUUGGAUGCAAGUGCCUCUAUGAAAAAAUCUGCUUUUGUGCCAAUGCCUUCUUAUCCAAGUUCUGGUUCUGGGAGUUCAUCCAGCAGUUCCUCUACAUCCCACCUAGCAUCUCCUCCUCAGUCCCUUGGAGAGAUGCCACAUCUCCAAGAGAAGAUUUUGGCCUCCCCUACCCAGGGUUCGCCAGUUUUUCUCCAUGGCUCUAAGGAAUCAGCUGGCAGCAGCAGCAAAAAUUCCUCUUGUGACACUGAUGACUUUGUCAUGGUGCCUGCCCAGUUUUCAAGUGAUAUAGCUGUGGAGACUGCAGGAGGAAAGCCAGUUCAGGACAGCCUGAUGUGUAGUGGAAGUUCUUUGGCAACUUCAGCAUACUUGGAAAGUCAGGGAAGAACGCCAUCACCUCCUUACAACAGUUCUCCUGGCCCAUCCGGUAGGACUAGCCAGUUUUCAUCAAGCAGCAAAUAUGGACAGUCUGUUCCCAUCCCAGUUCCUACGCAGGUUCAUAACUACCAGCGGAUUGAACAGAACCUUCAGUCUCCUAAUCAAUAUACUUCACCACAGUCUGCUACAGCCAGGAGAUCAAGAAACACAAGCCCACACAGCUACAAAAAGGCUAGCCCUUCCCCUCCAUUUGUUUCUGGAGAGCACGGAGUUGUGUCAGCACCCAGAAGAUUUUCUUUUGGUGGUGCAAAGCCUUAUACACCAUCCCCACAAGUUGGAACAAUUCCAGAGCAGCCUGACCAUACUGUUAUUCCUUCUCUUCUUGGAGCAGAGAUGAGAAGCCGGGUGCCCAUGACUGGUGCCUCAGUGCCUGACCCUUCCCUGCGAGGAAUGGGCUCCCGUCUCCACAGUGCUCCCAACCUAUCAAAUUUGCAUUCCUGCCAACAGAAGAUAAAGAAACAGUACUCUGAGCCUCUGGUCACUCAUUUUGGCCACAUUCCAACUGGCCAGUCUGCACAGACACAUGGACUGCAAGCUUGCCUCCCACUGAGGUCUUCUCCAAAGCUGUCUGAAUUCAUGCAGAGGAGCCCCUUGCCAACUAUUAUGGGGUCUCCAACAAAGGUCAUGUCACCAUUUGAGUUCAAUAAAACCCCAAGUUCCCAAAAUCUGCUGACCCUCCUGGCCCAUCAAGGUGUAAUGAUUGCCCCCACAAGGAAUAGGACACUGCCUGACUUGAAGGAGAUGGGCUAUUUUCAUUGCCAGCAAACAGGGCUUGGUUUGAAGCCUAUGGAAGAAGCAAAGGGCAGAUCAUUCAGCACUGGUCGCCUUACAGACCUUCUUCUCAAGGCUGCUUUUGGGGAAGCUGGUAGCAAUGACAGCUUGAACAAUGAGAAGCCCAUGGAGAUAACAGCUCCUUCUGCUGCCUGUGCAGGAGCCCUACACGCAGGAGCUAAGGAUAGGGGUUCAUCAAGUCCCUCUCCAGUCGUCUUUACUGUGGGAUCCCCUCCCAGUGGGACAACACCCCCACAGAUCACAAGGACUAGGAUGUUUUCAGUUGGCUCAUCUAGCUCUCUGAGUUCUGGAGGAUCUCUCAGUGGGCGACACUUCAUCAUGGGCACCGGUGGAGAUGUGCUGGAAGCAUCACUGGGUCUCAGAUACACCUUUGCCGACCCCCUCACUGCCAACCUGGAUGGAGGAAUUACCUUUGAGGCACCAGAGUUACCUGAAGAGACCCUCAUGGAACAAGAGCACACAGACAUCUUGUGUAGCCUGCGGUUUACUUUGGCCUUUGUCCACUAUGUGAUGGAAAUUGCGGCCAUCAAAGGGAACACCAGCGAGUUGAACACGUCCUUGGCUUCUGAGUACCAGCUCCAGGAAAGUGUCGUGGCUGACCAAAUCAGCCUGCUGAGCAAAGAAUGGAGUUAUGCAGAACAACUGGUAUUGUACCUGAAGGUAGCAGAAUUAUUGUCCUCUGGUCUCCAGAUGGCCAUAGACCAGAUUCGAGCAGGCAAGCUGUGUCUUUCUUCCACCGUCAAGCAAAUUGUAAGGAAGCUCAACGAUCUAUAUAAAUCCAGUGUAUCCUCUUGCCACUGCCUGAACAUGAGGCUGCAGAGAUGGUUCUUGGAUAAGCAGAAGCUCAUGGAUCGUAUCAACAGCAUCACAGCGGAGAGGCUCAUCUUCAACCAUGCUGUGCAAAUAGUCCAAGCUGCAGCACUGGAUGAGAUGUUCCAUCACCGAGAGGACUGCAUGCAACGAUACCACAAAGCAUUACUUCUGAUGGAGGGACUUUUAAACAUCAUCUCCGAGCAAGGAGACAUUGAGAAUGUUAAUAAAUGCAAGAUGUGUAUUGAGCGCCGGCUUUCAGCCCUGCUGUCGGGGAUCAGCGCAUGAUGGAAAGCCUGCCCCUCUUCCGACUCUUCUGUCUCUAAAAUUGUCUGCUGCCAAAAAGACAAAUCCUACUUGAGCAGGCUUCUCAGCGACAGUGCUCUCAGAUGGCAU